UUUUGUUUUUAUGUUUUGUUUUAUACCUCCUGCGCCGUGGUUUUCGCGCGUUGAUGUAGAAGUCCGCGCGAAAAAAGAUGACAGGCUAGGUGUUGCGACUCUUUAUUUUGGCGCGAACGUGCAUUACAAGCUCAACAUGUCUUUGAUGAAGCAGACUGCUCUCACGCGCUAUUACAGUGCAAAGAAACAAGGUUCUACGUUGAAGAACAAACGGACCGAACUCGGAAGCAGUGUCGACAUUUUGCGAACGCCAAAGACUGUCGCUCAGGGUCUGAUCGGUUUCAACUCAGAGCCGUGCGCCAGCUUGCCUCACAAAAGGAGACGCACUGACGCUGUGGAGAAGACUCCGGUCACAUCAAAGCAAGGUAACUGCUUGCCAUUUCGGCGACCUCCUACUUCGGUUCGCAAGCGCCUGCUUCUUCAUGAGGAUGUUGACGGCGCCGACAUGCCGGACUUCUUCAAGAAAACCAGCGCUAAACUACCAUUCUCACUGCUUGAAGAAACGGAGAAGAAGCCUGACGCUCUGUUGAAGCAUGCAUCUGACACGGAUGAGAAACAGAAGAGUGCCGUCAUAAAAAGGCUUAUGGCGUCCGGCAAGCUGCAAGAGCUGCAGGAUAGGCUGAAGGCUAUCGACAACGCACAGAGCGCUCUCCAAAAAGUGCAGGCAACGAGGAAAACCCAAGACCAAGCCGUGCAAGGCCCAGCCUAUGAGCGCUUUCACCACCUUACAGAGCCACUCGUACCGAGCCUGACCCUUCCAUACAGUUACAAAGAACUGGCCGAAAUAUUCCGGUGCUGUGACACGAUCGUUAGUAUGUUGUUCAACAGAAAGGAAGUUUGCACAUUCGACAAACUGAAACGUUCUGUUGAGGAGAUGUCAAAGAAAACCUUCAGCAAGGCCAAACUCGGUCAGAUCACAGCAAUCUUUCCAGGUGCAUACAUUUUGAGUCGGGAGAAGUUGCAGCAACGUGGGCUCACUGACAGUGGCUACCAUCUUGUAAUAACACCACAUUUGCCCCCGGAUGGCUCAAACGUGCUCACUGCAGCCCACCUUCUGCACCGAAGAAAACAGUUUCAUGCUCUUCUACUUUCUGCUGUGAAAGAGCACCACGAGAAGUUCCUUCUGAGUUUGGACCCACCCGUGAAGAUUGCAGCGGAUGCUUUAACCCGCUGGCAUCCAAAGUUUCCUUUGGACAGCAUACCCAACAUAUGUCCAGGACCUCUCCCUGAGUCUCCACUGAAGAAAUCCUGCACCUCAGCACAGGAUGUGCUAGACAAAGUCAAGGGAAGGCUUGGUGAGCGUAUUGAAAAAGCACUGUUGAGCUUGAGUGCAGACCAGCGAUCAGCUGUUAAUACACCGCCUUCACAUAGUAAUAACGUGGCCAGCACUUGCUUGAAAGGGAUAUCUGAAGAUCUCCUUGCCCGCAUACGUGAACGCGAGUCAUUCAAACUUGUCAAAGAAAUGACGCUUCGACCAGAGGAUGAAAAAGAGCGGGCAGAACUGGCCAAGCUUCCAGAGUUCAUCAGAAUCACACGGUCCCACUUUCUUGCUGAACAGAAGGCAGCUAUAUUGAAGGACGACCUUGUGCAGAAGAUCAGAGAAAGCUUUUCAUCAAUUCAGGCAGUGGCUGAAGUUGAGUCUCUCAUCACCCUUGCUUCAAAAGUGCUUCCUGAUUGGUUUAAAGUCCUAACUAUCCGGCGGGGCACAUUUGUUAAGAUUGUGAAGGAGACUGACAUUAAUUGUCUUAUUGCUCGUGUAACUAACAAGCUGCAGCAAUGAGUAUUGCACACUGCUGAUUUUAAUCAACACAUUGCACUGGCACUUUUUACCUUCUUGUACUGUGAAAUAAGGCAUCUGUUAUCAAUGUCAUGCACCAUGAGCACAUAUUGUGCAUUUCAUUGACCUACUUUUAUUGCCUUUCAUUUUUUUGAUGCCCUUUAUACCAGAUGCUUGUGCACAUUUUAAAAUUUUUAUACAAUACUUUUUAUACACAUUUCACACUGUUUUUCAUACUGCCAGCAUCUGGGUGUGAGAAUUUGUCUUUGGGAACCCGUUACUCAUGUACCAUGUAUAUGUGGUGAGCCUCAUUGUAUCUGCUCAUGUUUGUUCUUCAAGUCAAAUAAAGUAUACAAUUUCAUGA
Dermacentor albipictus is the source of this 2141-nucleotide messenger RNA. RefSeq names its product double parked (gene dup). Gene Ontology annotation, cellular component: nucleus. Gene Ontology annotation, molecular function: DNA polymerase binding; DNA binding. Gene Ontology annotation, biological process: mitotic cell cycle; regulation of DNA-templated DNA replication initiation; DNA replication preinitiation complex assembly. The record is from RefSeq and is a predicted model, not a curated record. Lineage: Eukaryota; Metazoa; Arthropoda; Arachnida; Ixodida; Ixodidae.